Molecule: messenger RNA, 300 nt
Organism: Symbiodinium natans
Lineage: Eukaryota; Dinophyceae; Suessiales; Symbiodiniaceae
Source: the annotation of a GenBank genome assembly
AUGAUCCUCAAGCUGUGUAGGCUGGAUCUGUACCAGAUGCAUGAUGGUCGCAACGGACAUCAACUGGGCGAGCUUCAGGACAAAAUAGGCAUGGCCGCCAUAAUCUCACAAAGCCAACUGCUUGAUGUGGAUGGCUACGGUGUGUUCAUCUGCCCAGAGGUCGGUUUGCUCUGCAUUGCCAUUGUGACUGAUGUGAAUGUCAGCAGCUGCUAUGCAAACGCAGCUAGCUGUUCACCUGUGUGCACCUGUCAACUUCAGAAGGCUCCACUACUGCAUAGGCGCCUGGAGAAGCAUGGCUAG